AAGUGAACAUUUUUGAAAAUAUUUGAAAAUUGUUUGAAUAGUGUGAAAGGACUAUAUCAACAUUAUGAUCUUUGGAGAUUAUAUUUAAAAAGAGAUCUUUUUAAAGUAGGCUCUAAUUUCAAAUGCCAUAAAUCAGAGCUCGAAGACAUUUCUUGAUUUCAGUGCUGAGUUCUUCUUUUCAGAAAACUUGCGAAGCAAUGAGCAUCCUGAAGCUGCCGGUAGUUCUCACGGUGCUCUCGGUUGCAUUAAACCAUCUGAAGGCUACCCCCAUGGAAAGUCAUCAGGUGGAAAAGAGGAAUUGCAACACGGCCACUUGUGCAACUCAACGCCUGGCAAAUUUUUUAGUUCGUUCCGGCAACAAUCUUGGUGCAGUUCUCCCGCCUACCAACGUGGGAUCCAAUACAUAUGGCAAGAGGAAUUCCGUUGAGGUUUUUAACAGAGAACCAUUGAAUUACCUACCCUUUUAG
Manis pentadactyla (Chinese pangolin) is the source of this 467-nucleotide messenger RNA. RefSeq names its product islet amyloid polypeptide (gene IAPP). Gene Ontology annotation, cellular component: extracellular region. NCBI's taxonomy places the organism in Eukaryota, Metazoa, Chordata, Mammalia, Pholidota, Manidae. The record is from RefSeq and is a predicted model, not a curated record. Bases 198 to 467 code for a protein of 89 amino acids. Gene Ontology annotation, molecular function: hormone activity. The transcript is spliced from 2 exons.